GCAGCAGCAACAACUAGUGCCUUAGACACUCUCCAUCAACAAACUCUAGCUGAUCAAUCCUAGCUAAGCUUAUUGCAUAGCAAUCAAUGGGGUGCUCCAAAACCCUAGCAGCUGGCCUGCUCGCCAUGCUUUUCCUAGCUCCGGCCGUCCUGGCUACCGACCCUGACCUUCUCCAGGACUUCUGCGUCGCUGACCUCGACGGCAAGGCCGUCUCGGUGAAUGGGCACACGUGUAAGCCCAUGUCGGAGGCCAGCGACGACUUCCUCUUCUCAUCCAAGCUGGCCAAGGCCGGCAACACAUCCACCCCGAACGGCUCGGCCGUGACGGAGCUCGACGUGGCCGAGUGGCCCGGUACCAACACACUCGGUGUGUCCAUGAACCGCGUGGAUUUUGCACCUGGAGGCACCAACCCGCCACACAUCCACCCGCGUGCCACCGAGAUCGGCAUCGUGAUGAAAGGUGAGCUCCUCGUGGGAAUCCUUGGCAGCCUCGACUCCGGGAACAAGCUCUACUCGAGGGUGGUGCGCGCCGGAGAGACGUUCCUCAUCCCACGGGGCCUCAUGCACUUCCAGUUCAACGUCGGUAAGACCGGGGCCUCCAUGGUCGUCUCCUUCAACAGCCAGAACCCCGGCAUCGUCUUCGUGCCCCUCACGCUCUUCGGCUCCAACCCGCCCAUCCCGACGCCGGUGCUCACCAAGGCGCUCCGGGUAGAGGCCGGGGUCGUGGAACUUCUCAAGUCCAAGUUUGCCGCUGGGUUUUAAUUCCUGGGAGACUGCCCAUAAAUUAAAACCCAGCGGCGAACUUGGACUUGAAGUUAUAAAUAUUGAAGUUAUAAAUAUUGAAGUUAUAAACCCGGUUUAAAUAUACUUGUAGUUCCAGUUUGAAUUAUAUCCCUUCAAUAUUUAUAACUUCAUUUUAAUGCCUAAAAAUAGCAAACCAAUCCAGAGCGAGGCUUAAUUUUGAUAUGGACUUUUAAAAUUUGUAUUUUCAUUUUUACAAAAAAAUCAGGAGCCUUCUAUUUUCUAUACAUAUGUACUUUGUAUAUGGUGCCUUAACUCCCUAUUUCAAAAAAAAAACAAACUCGGAGUAUUACAUAACAAGAUCCAAAAUGAACGCAUAUAAGUAUAUAAUAGUGAGAAUGGCGUUUUGGAGGCCGAGCUCCAUGGAGCCCUUUAUUUAAAAAAACAAAUUCAAAAUUUUAUGUUUCAAAAAAUUCUGAAAAAAAUAUGCGUAUAUGUAAGGAUGUAACCCACAUGUGUGUA
Messenger RNA from Triticum aestivum (bread wheat), 1262 nucleotides. Its product is annotated as oxalate oxidase GF-2.8-like. The transcript has a single exon. Gene Ontology annotation, molecular function: manganese ion binding. NCBI's taxonomy places the organism in Eukaryota, Viridiplantae, Streptophyta, Magnoliopsida, Poales, Poaceae. Bases 87 to 761 code for a protein of 224 amino acids. The record is from RefSeq and is a predicted model, not a curated record.